GUUGCACCGUUGAAGUUCAUAGUUCAAGCAUACAGUAAAAAUAGGGUACUUGCUGGGUGGCUGCUUGUGUGUUCGCUGGGAAUAAUAAACAACUUGGUCGUCACUGAACACUUUAUUCGGUGGCCACCGCACCGAAGACCGGCAGAGGAAACCGAAGAUGGCCCUCAGCUAAUCGGCUCCUUCUCUUGCUCUGUUGUCAGCGGAUUUACGGAACGACGGCUAGCUGGGUGCUAACGUUAGCACGCUAGCUUGCCAGUAGCACAUAGCUAUAGCAACUGCUGCUAGCUAACGUCACUGGACUGGUACUCUUUGCUCUCAAGACUGCAGCUAUGUUUGUCCAAGAGGAGAAGAUAUUCGCCGGUAAAGUGUUGAAAAUACACAUCUGUACCAUGGACGGCACGGAGUGGUUGGAGGAAGUCACGGAAGAUACCACUGUAGAGAAACUGAAGGAGAAGUGCUUGAAACAUUAUGUUCAUGGAAGUCUAGAAGACCCCAAAACGCUUACCCACCAUAAACUCAUACAUGCUGCUACAGAGAGAGUCCUCACAGACACUAAAACUGUCGCUGAUGAAAAUCUCAAAGAUAAAGAGGUUUUGCUGCUCAUAAAGAAAAGACCGCCACCAACCGCUCCCAAGAUGGCAGACGUUAGCUCUGAUGAAAAGAAGAAACAAGAUAACAAGGCUCCAGACAAAGAUACAAUUCUGAAAGCCACUGGCAACCUGUCCACACGCCACACUGACCGCACUGUGACCCAGCAUAACAUUAGAGAUUUUCAGACGGAGCUUCGAAAAAUCCUGGUUUCACUCAUUGAAGUUGCCCAGAAGCUUCUUGCCUUGAACCCUGAUGCUGUUGAACUUUUCAAAAAGGCAAAUGCAAUGUUGGAUGAAGAUGAAGAGGACCGGGUGGAUGAAACGGCCCUUCAGCAGCUCACUGAGAUGGGUUUCCCUGAAAGCAGAGCGAUCAAAGCUCUUAGAUUGAAUCACAUGUCAGUCACUCAGGCAAUGGAGUGGCUUAUCGAGCAUGUAGAUGACCCCUCUGUAGACACACCUAUACCCGGCCAGGACUCUUCUGGGGCAGUAGGAGCCACGGCUGCCGCCACUCCAAGCUCCUCAGCCGCGGCCUCAGCUGCAGCCUCGGCCUCUGCUCCUAACCUUCUCCGCAGCCUCUCCAGCCAGUUGAGCACAGAAGAGAGCAGCAGGCAGGACGAGCUCACAGAGAUCUUCAAGAGGAUCCGCAGGAAACGGGAGUUCAGACCGGACUCAAGAGCUGUUAUUGCAUUGAUGGAGAUGGGGUUUGAUGAGAAGGAGGUGGUUGAUGCUCUGAGGGUGAAUAACAACCAACAGGACGCUGCGUGUGAGUGGCUACUGGGAGACAGGAAACCUUCUCCAGAAGACCUAGACAAAGGCAUCGACACCAACAGCCCGCUGUUCCAAGCCAUUCUGGAGAAUCCAGUGGUCCAGUUGGGUCUAACCAAUCCCAAGACCCUGCUAGCGUUUGAAGAUAUGCUCGAGAAUCCUCUGAACAGCACCCAGUGGAUGAACGACCCUGAGACUGGCCCUGUCAUGCUCCAAAUAUCCAGAAUCUUCCAGACCCUCAAUCGCACAUAGAGCCUCCUGGUGACCCCCUGUGUGACUGUGGCAGCUUGUGUGUAUGUUCGACCAUGUUGGGGUGUGUGUGAGUAUGGAUGUACGUGUAUCUGAGUGUGGCAGAGACACACGUAUUGUUUUUUGCCUUGUAAAGACAAAGCUGGAGGAGUCAAAGUAUGAAUUAAGAUGUUACACAUAUACCUAUUUAUAACAGUAGAGUAAAAAACACUUAUACAAAACCAAUGUUAACAUAAACAUUAUUACAGUAAUAAAACAAGAUUGAUUAUGUUUUUACAUUUUAAUGAGAACAAUUUAUAGUCAUGACAGAUAUGAUUUAUUUUACAUAAUUUCUCCAUGUGCAAAAAAUGACAUCAGACAUUAAUUCAAUGUUUACACUUCAAAGAAAACUGUUUUUGUAUGUUUUGCAAUAUUUAAAUAUCAAUAACAGUUUUGUCCGUCUCUUCAAAUUGUUACAUUUUAUCUGUGGUGAAUGUGUGGAAGACUUCUGUCAGUAUCAUGUUUUGUUUUUCUUCUCCCUUUGUCUUUGUUUUUAUGUAAGUAACUGCUUGGAAUUGAGAGGCCGGUGGUUAAAGUUGAGUGUAUGUUCAGCUUGUUUAAAAAUGGGCUUUCAGACGCAUUACUGUUGUCUCAAUCCAUGCCUGGGAGGUCAUUUUAAGUCAACCGCCUCUCAGUUUAAAGCGGAGAACUUAUGUCCUUGAACUUCUUCAAGAAUAUUUAUUUGACUUUCUUGCCUUUUAGACAGAAGCUGUACACUAAACUGUUUGUGUCUUAGUCAUGUUUUACAAGAAAAUGAUAUAUUAGGCCUGUGUGUUUAUUGUCAAUGUGCUCUUGAAUGUCAUAUUAUCAUGUUGCGCUCAUUUAGCACUUGUUCACCUCUAUGGAUAUCAUUUACUGCAGCACUGAGGAAGUUAAAAGAAGGGUUCAUGUUUUGUCUCAAAAAGCUGUAGUGGGAUGUUAAAUGAAGCUGAGCCUAAGCGAAAGGGGUUUGCCUUUUUAACCUUUUAAUUUGAAUGAUGAAGAUGCAUGUUCACUUUUUGCUGCGAAGGUUCAAGCAUCUUCAUACACAAUACAUAAAUAAUAGAAUUUGAGACACAACCAUUGUUGGUCUUUUGGUUUACUUUUAUUCUUUUGAGAGCAGUGAACAUUUAUGCUGUCAAACCAAACCAAAAUGUUACUAUAUAACCUGCCUUGUCAUUAGUUGUACCCAUUGAAAAAUACCCUGUAUUUCUGUGCAAUAGCAAAGAGUUCUAUUGACCUGUAAAGAAAUAUAUUUGAUUUGAGUGUUAGAGAUGUGUGAGCUGCAAUGGGUACUGUGUUCUACAAUAUAAGUCUUUGCAUUGAGUACUUAAAAGAUCUAGUACCAUGAGUUAAAAACAAUAUGGAGGGUGGUGUGUUUUGCCAAGCUUUUGAGUGUUUUUAUUCAAUAUUUGAAAUGUGGUAUUGAUGUGACUUUCUGCUCAGGGAGGCUGAGAUUGUUUUUCUAAACCUGUUGUUAUGGCAAGCCUCUGCUCACCCCCUUCUAGUCUGGCAUUUAAAAAUGGCUUUAACUAAUCUGUCUAGAACUUUAUGAAUAAGAGCACUACAAGACAUGGUUUCGUAAAUGCAAUAUUUGAAAAUAUUUAAAUGUUUUUAGAGAGAAGUUGUCUGUUUGAACUAUGUAUUAUUACAUUAUUUAUAUCGAAGCCAAACUAGUUACUUGUUCUUAUUUAUAACAUUUUAAGCAAACCUGGAUGCUAAUCUACAAAUGUGAAAAAAUUAAAUGAUUCAAAUGUUGUUUUUACAAACCAUUGUAAAAUGUGCUUUGGACUGGUAGGUCUCAGUGUGGUUUAAAAGUAGUGCAACAUGUUUGCCUGAAGAAGGAUUUCUACCCACUCUGGAAGCCUCUCUGCACACUUUCUGCACUGCAGUGGACCUUCAUCAUAGCCACAGUGACUUUGUCACCUCCUCCAUGCAUUGCAUUAGUAUGCAUACAAAACUCUCCCCUAAUAUCUUGAACAAACAUUGGGAGAUUUGACUUCUCUAAAAACGUCCACAGGAAAUGCAGACACCUUUUCAAAAUGGUCAACAGAAAAGAUCAAAUUGAACUUUAUUGCUUAGGGACACUGAAGGAUUUUUGGAGUCACAGGUUUUUCCACUCAGCUUUCAUGCAGGACUGUCCCCAUUAACAACCUAUGCAAUAUACUCUCACAGUCUGUUCACUCAGACAGCCUCAUGGCUACAGGCAUUCAAAUCACCAUUGCAUUAAAGUUAUUUUUGUGGCUGU
This is a messenger RNA of Etheostoma cragini (Arkansas darter), 3870 nucleotides long. It is a transcript of the gene ubac1, whose product is annotated as UBA domain containing 1. Gene Ontology annotation, molecular function: protein binding. NCBI's taxonomy places the organism in Eukaryota, Metazoa, Chordata, Actinopteri, Perciformes, Percidae. The record is from RefSeq and is a predicted model, not a curated record. The transcript has 10 exons. Bases 330 to 1607 code for a protein of 425 amino acids.